GAUUACUAUAUAACUGAUGUUGAGUCCCGGUCGCCGCAUUUAUUGCUGUGUUAUCGAACGAUAUAGACCUGCGACUAACCUAAAAUAACAUUUAUCUAAAUAAUCAAAGUGAUGGCGCCGAUUACAGACAGUGUUAACGGAAGUAAAAUCUACACACCCGUGAAGGAAAGUCUACCUGAAGUCGAUCCCGAUGACGGAUAUGGCGCGAAACGGUACUCAUACGAAACCCUUGUGGAGAUAGCAAACUUCCUGCUCUCCCGUGUCUCAAUCCGGCCAUGCAUUGGCGUCAUUUGCGGCUCCGGGAUGGGUUCGUAUUGGAAACAUGGGUCGUUAGCUGAAACUAUAACUGACGCGGAGUGCAUACCUUACGAGGAUAUUCCCAAUUUCCCCGUGAGUACUGUUGAGGGACAUCAUGGAAAGCUGGUGUUCGGAAGACUGGAUGGCAUUCCGGUUGUGGCGAUGCAAGGACGCUUCCACUAUUACGAAGGAUAUCCACUUUGGAAAUGCUGUCUACCGGUUAGAGUUAUGAAGCUUAUUGGGGUAAAGACACUUAUUGCGACCAACGCGGCGGGAGGUCUGAACCCUAAUUACAAGAUUGGAGAUUUAAUGAUCAUGAAGGACCACAUUAAUAUGAUGGGUUUCGCUGGCAACAAUCCCUUACUGGGACCUAAUGAUGAGAGAUUCGGACCCCGAUUUAUACCGAUGAACAAAGCUUACAAUUACGAAUACAGACAAAUCGCUAAACAGUUGGCCAAAGAACUGAAUAUAGAGAAUUUAGUAAGAGAAGGAGUGUACACAUGUCUCGGAGGACCUAACUUCGAAACGGUUGCAGAACUAAACAUGCUGAAGAUGGUUGGUGUUGACGCUGUGGGCAUGUCGACUGUACAUGAGGUAAUUAUUGCGAGACAUUGCGACAUGAAAGUAUUCGCUCUGUCUUUAAUAACAAACGAGUGUGUGACGCGAUAUGACCAGGACGAUGAGGCGAAUCACGAAGAGGUGUUGGACGUGGGGCGAAUGAGGCAGGACAUCCUCCGCAAAUACGUCACCAGACUAGUCGCUAAGUUCGCGGAAAUUGAAAAUUAUUAGUAACCAGUAUAAUAUGUCAUUUAAAUACAUUAAUUUACUCGAAGGUUCAGAUUCAAUCUAUACUAAUAUUAUAAAGAGAAGAGAUUUGUAUUUUUGUAUUGAAAUAACUCGAAUACUGGACCGAUUUUAAAAAUUCUUUCACCGUUAAAAACCUACGUUACCACUAAGUAACAUAGGCUAGCUUUUAUUUUAUUUUUUAAUCCACGCGGACGAAGUUGCGGGCAACAGCUACUAUAUCAAAUCUCGGAAUUUAAUAUAAUUGUUUAUUAGCUUAAUUUUUGGUAGGAAAUUUGUAGCAUAUUCUUGCCAUUUUAUUUAAGUGUGAAGUAUGGCGAAUUUUCUGUACCCAGUAAUCUCAUAAUCGUAGGUAAGUUAAAAGAUUUUUUAUAUAAAAUUUACUGUUUAAUAAACUGCUUGGGUAAUACACAUUUAUGUUAUUUAGAAAUUAAAUUUAUUUAUUUCGAAGUAUUCGAUAUUAUGUGUCUGUACUAUUACCCAAAUAAAUUGCAUAAUAUACUGCAUAUCAUUGUAUAAGAUUUUAUCAUAAUAACAUAUAAAUAUGUAAAUAUUUAAUUUAAAUAGUUUAGUUGAUGAAGAGCAUUUAUAUAAAUAUAAAUAUCUG
Papilio polytes (common Mormon) is the source of this 1708-nucleotide messenger RNA. RefSeq names its product purine nucleoside phosphorylase. Lineage: Eukaryota; Metazoa; Arthropoda; Insecta; Lepidoptera; Papilionidae. The record is from RefSeq and is a predicted model, not a curated record. The transcript is spliced from 6 exons. Gene Ontology annotation, biological process: nucleoside metabolic process. Gene Ontology annotation, cellular component: cytoplasm. The coding region runs from base 112 to 1086 and encodes 324 amino acids. Gene Ontology annotation, molecular function: purine-nucleoside phosphorylase activity.